Molecule: messenger RNA, 327 nt
Organism: Mycena indigotica
Lineage: Eukaryota; Fungi; Basidiomycota; Agaricomycetes; Agaricales; Mycenaceae
Product: FKBP-type peptidyl-prolyl cis-trans isomerase
Exons: 3
Coding region: 1-327 (108 amino acids)
Molecular function (GO): peptidyl-prolyl cis-trans isomerase activity
Source: RefSeq, a predicted model, not a curated record
AUGGGCGUUACAGUUGAGAUAAUCUCCCAAGGCGACGGUCAAACAUUCCCUAAGAAGGGCGACACUGUGAAGAUUCACUACGUUGGCACCCUCACGGACGGCAAAAAGUUCGACUCCAGUCGCGAUCGUGGGGACCCGUUCGUUACUCAGAUUGGUGUAGGAAAGGUUAUCAAGGGCUGGGAUGAGGGUGUCCCCCAGCUGUCUGUUGGCUCCAAAGCGGUCUUGACCGUCACUCCCGACUACGCUUAUGGCUCCCGUGGCUUCCCGCCUGUUAUUCCGCCCAACUCGACCCUCAAGUUCGAAGUUGAGCUCCUUAGCAUUGCUUAA